AUGGCCGAACAGAAAGCAUACCAGCCGAAGGAUACUAUCCAAGCUUCGGCCAAAGCGACCUUAUAUACAGGAUCGGCCGGCCUGCUCUUCGCUGCCGUGCAGAACACAUUGACAAGGCAGAACAUUGGAGCUUUGGGGGUUUUCACUAGGUUUGGCGGGUCAAUUGGCUUAUUUGGUUUGCCCUCCACCCAUUGGCAAUAUGGACAAGAGCUUAGACUACGUUUAGCUGCGGUCGGAGGGACAUAUGCAUUUAUUAGCACUGCGUCGGCCAAUUUGAGAGAGAAGAACGAUCCGUACAAUCAAGCACUUGGGGGCUUUUGCGCUGGAGCUUUGCUCGGUGUUCCGAAACGACAAAUGUCAUCAGUGAUCGGGCGCGGAGUGCUCGUGGCUAUUACCCUGGCCGCUGCUUCGUAUACUGGCAAUUCCAUGCUGAGCGAGACGGUUGAUACAGAAACAGAUCGGUUUCUUAGUAAGUCAGAGUUACGGAACAGAUUCAGGAGACCAGUAAAUGAGUUGAUCAAUGAGAUUGGUGAGGGUCGAGGAAUAUACGGGCCUGGCUAUGAAGAGCGAAGAAGGCAGAGAAUCAAGGAGAAUUACGGCAUCGAUGUCCCUGAACCAUACUACAAGAAACCAUAG
This is a messenger RNA of Endocarpon pusillum Z07020, 636 nucleotides long. RefSeq lists its product as uncharacterized. The record is from RefSeq and is a predicted model, not a curated record. The coding region runs from base 1 to 636 and encodes 211 amino acids. NCBI's taxonomy places the organism in Eukaryota, Fungi, Ascomycota, Eurotiomycetes, Verrucariales, Verrucariaceae. The transcript is spliced from 3 exons. Gene Ontology annotation, biological process: mitochondrial respiratory chain complex I assembly.